Apis dorsata (giant honeybee) is the source of this 783-nucleotide messenger RNA. RefSeq lists its product as uncharacterized. The transcript has a single exon. The record is from RefSeq and is a predicted model, not a curated record. Lineage: Eukaryota; Metazoa; Arthropoda; Insecta; Hymenoptera; Apidae. Bases 123 to 767 code for a protein of 214 amino acids.
UGAUUCCAAUUAUAACCCUAGGUCAGAUAAUGUCAGAAAAUUAACAAGUUAUAUUUAAAUAUUAAUUUAUAACUUAAUAUUAUAUUAAAUAUAAAAUAUAUUUUAUAUACUAUUCAAUUAUUAUGACUGACGGAAGAAAAGUGAUAGGAUGUCAAUGCAAAAAAUUACAAAAGCGAAGGAAAGAAUGCAAAAGAAAGAGACAAACAUUAGUAUAUAAUCCGGAGGAAGAAUUGUGGCAUGAACCAUAUUUAAAAGAUUUACGGAGGGAGUUUUCACGUGUAUCUAUAUUAUGUGAUUCAAAGAUUGAAUUGCCAUGGAAAGAUAUUGUAUUACCAGCAGUUGGCAUGAAAAUUCGUCAAGAUGUUUCCUUGACUCCUUUGAUUGAUCGAGAUGAAAAUGAGAAGGAAGAAAAAGAAACAGAGGAAAAAGAAUCUUUAGGAACUAUGCUUUUACCAUGGAAAGAUUUAAUUAUUACGGAAACUGUACCUUCGAAAAAAGAUGCUAUCGAGAGUUGCGAUUCUACGUUAGAAAUUCCUUGGAAUGAUCUUGUACUCGAAAAGCCAAUGGAUAUACAACCCGUACAAGAAGAGGCUUGUGUUACUACCGAUGUUGAGAUUCCAUGGAAUGACAUUUUAAUACCGCGAAAUAUAAUAAUUGAAUCACAAAAAAAGAAGCAUCCUUCUUCAAAAUAUCCACCUCGAACAUUAGUUACAAAAGGCAAAUGUUGUUGUACAAUUGGAUGCAAAAACAAUUCACCUUACAAAUAAUUUAUAAAUUAAUCUA